Gilbertella persicaria is the source of this 1192-nucleotide messenger RNA. RefSeq lists its product as uncharacterized. The coding region runs from base 5 to 1159 and encodes 384 amino acids. The transcript is spliced from 4 exons. Gene Ontology annotation, molecular function: RNA binding. Lineage: Eukaryota; Fungi; Mucoromycota; Mucoromycetes; Mucorales; Choanephoraceae. The record is from RefSeq and is a predicted model, not a curated record.
AAAAAUGUCUGACAAACCCCUCUCUUCUUUAAAAGUCGUUGAGUUGCGUGAAGAGCUUUCUAAGCGUAACUUGCCUACAAAAGGCAAGAAAGACGAGCUCAUUAGUCGUUUAACAGAAGCCUUGGAAGCCGAAAAGAACCAAGUCGCCGAUAAACCUAUAGAAGAAACCACCCAAAAACCAACAGACGAAACAGGAGAUAAAACAAUAGAAAAAAUAACCGAAGCACCAGUAGAAGAAAAGACAGCUAAAACACCAGAAAAGAGUGUCACUACGCAACCAGUUGAAGAACCUAAGCCAGAGGUUACCGAGGAACCAGAAUCAAGUAAUGCUGAAGAAACAGGUCCCAUGAUCACUGAGCAAGCAAAGCCAGACAGUGAAGAACAAACCAAACAAAAAGAAGAACAAGAAACAAAAGAGCCAAUCUCCGGAGAUCAAGCGAUACCCAAUGAAAUUGACAUGGAAACAGAUUCUAAUAGCAAUAAACGAAAGCGUGCAUCCGAUGCCGAAGAAAAUGCUAAUGAUGAAGAGAAGCGAAUCAAAGUCGAUAGAGUCGAAGCAUCAAAUGCUACUGCAGUGUAUGCAAAGGGGUUUAUUCGACCACUUAUUAUUCGCCAUGUACAAGAAUUGUUCUCAAAAUAUGGUACAAUAAAGCGAUUCUGGAUGGAUAUGAUCAAGACACAUUGUUAUGUUAUUUAUGAGAAUGAAGAAGAAGCAAAAGCAGCUAAUGACAACAUCAAUGGCAUUGUCUUCCCUGCAGACACAGGCAAAAAAUUAACUGUGGACUAUUUGACAUACGUCCAAGCGGAAAAGUUAAUUGAACAUGAACAAAGUGCGGCUGAAAAAAGGGUCAAAGUAGAUUGGGAAUCAUGCAUCACAAAAAUUAAAGCAGGCGAAGAUGUUAUUUCAUCAACAACUACAGAAAGUGGAAAGAAAUCUCGCUCUAUUGGCAUUGGUCAAGUUGCAAGACAAUUAGCCCAAGCUGCUGAACCCACUGUUACACAAUCCACAAGGGAAAUUCAGAUUGAGAGAAAAGAAAAGCCUCGUGAUCUUUCAUUGGACGAAUUGUUCAGAAAGACCAAAGCUCUUCCUCAUCUUUACUACCUUCCCAAUUCUGAUCAAGAAGCCAAGAUCAAAUUAGAGAAACUUCAACAAAUUUAAUAAAUUCUUCCGAAAAUGGAAUCUGACGGUCAC